GGUCCGGUAUAAAAGCAACGCCAUUUCGCGUCGAGAAUGGCCUCUCAAAGCAAGACACACAUGAUUUCCUCAGCUCACUUAUCCUCAUAGGCGGCUCAGCAAGGGUCAAGCUCAUUGCAAGCAUACAAAGUGCAUACAUUUCCAAGCAGCAACCACAUUCGCACACCCUCGCACUCUAUAGCGUUUGAAGGAGCAACAUGUCGCUCAACAAGUAUAGCCGCGGACACUGGUCCCUCUCGAGCUCUGCGCUUCCUGCUCUACUGCUGGCUGCCGUCCUGUGCGCUUGGCUCUCCGCCUCGUCAACUUCAGCCCUCGAGAUGCGCAGUGCGCAUGUAGGACUGCACGACGGUCAGCAAUCUAUUUCUCUGAUCACGCGCCGCGAGCCUCUUCAAGACGCUAGCAAAUCCGAUUCGCUGGACCCCAAGUCAGACAUUGUGCCGAGCCCGACUGCCUUUGGUCUCUCGCUCUUCCGCAGGGCAGGAACAACAUGCAUGGGCUGCUGUCUUACUCAUCCCGUUUGCGCUCAGGGCGAGAGCGCUCAUCAAGCCUGCGGCACCUGCAGUGGAGCGCAGUGUGCGGGCUGCCCCAAGUCGAACCCCAUUCCCAAGCCCCCUCACCGUCGUCGCGAACCUCUCAUCGUCUCGGCUGGUGAGGCCCACGCUCUGGAGCGUAGGACCGAGAGCGCAAUGGCUCCAGCCUCGUUGGGCCUGCCUCUUUCCCGCCGAGCGGGCAAGUGCGACUCGUGCUGUACGGCGCCCUUGGCUUGCGGUGGCUACAGUUGCGAAGCCUGCAGUCCCGAUCAAUGCUUGGGCUGCCCUCCGGGACAUCCGCCCCGCAAGCGCGAGACUGUUCAGGUGGGAGCAGAUGACGCGAGCAUCGAGCUGGCAAGGAAGGAGACCAGCAUCAGCACCCCGGCAGAAUUUGCUAUUUCGAUGUUCCGCAGGGCUGGAAAAUGCGACGCUUGCUGCAAAGAGCCACAGACUUGCGGAGUGGAGCAAGGGUGCGAUACUUGUGCGUGGUCCCAGUGCACAAGCUGCCCACACCAUUACAUUCGCCGUCAAUUGCGCUCCCCUGUGGAGCCUGCGAAAGAAGGCGCAUGCGAACCUUGCUGCGCCACGGUGAAAACAUGCCUCAAAAACGGAAGAUCGUGCGUGAACUGCAGCGUCGACGACUGCAAGGGCUGUCCGCCGUUCUCCCUUUCGCUGCACACGAGGGCUGAGACUCGCUCCGUUGAGACCAGCGUCAAUCUUCUACCCAGGAAAGCAUGCAAUCCCUGCUGUGCUACGCGCGCAGCCUGUAUGGCUGGCACAGGACCAUGCGUCGAGUGCGGUGCCGACGACUGCAAUGGCUGCCCUCCCGAGAUUCCGCCGCUCGAGAAACGCGAAUCAGGGGUCUCGAUGAGGAUUGACUGGCCGCUGGCCAUGCGCUCCCACAUUGUCUCGAUGCCCUUUGACGUUGUGAACAAGAGACAAGAGGACAAUGGGAACAACAAGGGUCCACCGACGAAGGGCAACGCCUGCAUGCUGUGCUGCAAAUUCCUCAAGACUUGCAAGCCACCCAACUGCCCUACAUGCGAUCCAAAGACGUGCACGGGUUGCCCUCCGUGAUGCCCAAGACUGUGGGCCCCAACUUGAUCAGGCGAACCCCUUUUCGUCAAGGCCAGAGAUUGCUUAGGGCGUAAGAGCGCUGCUUGAUGAAUCAGGA
Molecule: messenger RNA, 1704 nt
Organism: Ceraceosorus guamensis
Lineage: Eukaryota; Fungi; Basidiomycota; Exobasidiomycetes; Ceraceosorales; Ceraceosoraceae
Exons: 4
Coding region: 198-1607 (469 amino acids)
Source: RefSeq, a predicted model, not a curated record